Messenger RNA from Musca domestica (house fly), 2636 nucleotides. Its product is annotated as transcription factor grauzone-like. Gene Ontology annotation, cellular component: nucleus. NCBI's taxonomy places the organism in Eukaryota, Metazoa, Arthropoda, Insecta, Diptera, Muscidae. The record is from RefSeq and is a predicted model, not a curated record. Bases 163 to 2571 code for a protein of 802 amino acids. The transcript is spliced from 5 exons. Gene Ontology annotation, biological process: regulation of transcription by RNA polymerase II. Gene Ontology annotation, molecular function: DNA-binding transcription factor activity; zinc ion binding; RNA polymerase II cis-regulatory region sequence-specific DNA binding.
AGUUUUAUUGCUCGUGCACACGAGAGUUUUGUGUUGGCUGGGCCAACUCACCAGUUCUCGAACAACAGCGAACCAGUCUGCUAGUGUCUCUUCUGUGUGUAGAAUUGUUUUUGUAAAAUACGGAAGAUUGGUGCAGUUUUUGUUAUCUGAAUAAUUUUGAUAAUGGCCGGCACGAAUACAUGCCGUCUAUGUCGUACUCCCUGCAGUGAAUGUAUUCGGUUGUGCGAUGCGAGUGGCAAGACAAAUGAAAUAUACAGCAUUACUGUCAAAUUCUUUCAUCCAAUGUUUUUGGAAAUCGACAAGGAGACCACAAAAGUCAUUGGUGUUUUGUGUAUGCAAUGUUGGCAUCACAUAUCUGGUUUCAAUAAUUUCCAACAGACGGUUCUUCUACUGCACGCCAAUCUACAUACGGCCGCAGAGAGUGCUAUAUCCCGAAGUCAGUUACAGCCUGAGGGAGGGACAUCGAAAGAUGGUGGGGAGCAACUAGACAUUACAGCCGAUUUGGAAUUACAAAUUAAAGAUGAAUCGGACACAAUUGUAAUACCUGAUGAUGACGCCGAAGAUUGUAAAGAGGUGCCAACGACAAGUAGCAGCGGCCAAUUGACCGUGACAGAUCACACAGUGGAAUUCCAACUAAAUUCGAAUGCUACCCCAAGGGCCCAACCUGAAAUCAUACUGCCUUCUACGUAUGAUGAGCGGAUGCCACCUUUCCAAAUUGGGAACGCAAUGCACAUCGAUGAAGAGUUUUCCGACCAGGAAGGCGAUAUUUUUAUUGUCGAUGAGCUAAAUGAUGACAUUGAAGUCUCAAGCAGUUCAAAUGGCGAUUUGCUGGAAGUGAGCAGUGCACAAUAUUCAUCGAAUGCGGCUAGCGAAAUGAUUUAUCCAGCUAGCAGAAAGAACCGAAAAUCGCCAAAGGAGAUCGAUGAGAUUAUUGCCAAAUGGAGACCACUCUUGAAGUGCGAAGGUUGCCCCGAAUCGUUUCCCACAUUUACACAACUAAAAACGCAUUUCCUUGCCCAGCAUCCCAAUCAGGAGUUCUACGUGCUGUGUUGCGGACGCAAACUUAAAUAUCGUUUUCGAGUCGAAGAGCAUGCCAUAAUUCACAUGAACCCGAAGGCGUUCAAGUGUCAGUUGUGUGGCAAAUGUUUCACAACAAGAUUUACUUUAAUUGCCCACAUUGGCCAAUUGCAUCCCGGUGCAAAGUUAUGCCCGUCGGACAACGAUGAUUCGCCAUUCAAGUGUCCCCAAUGUGGAUUUAAUUGUGGCGACGAGGCAACUCUGCUGGAACAUUCUUCGCUUCACACAGACGAGCAAACAUUUCACUGCCAGUUCUGUAAUAAGUCUUUUAAACGACAAACGGCCCUGUUCAAACACUCAAGACUCUAUCAUUCAGACAAUGGCAGCAAUCCGCCGCUCUAUUUUAAACAGUGUAAAUUGUGUCCGAAGGCUUUUACCUAUCGCACCGGGUUGUAUCACCAUGUAAGGAAAUAUCAUCCGGUCGCAUUUGAAAAUCGCCGGAAAAGAAGAGGUCCGACCAGGGAUACACCGAAUGCAAUGGCAGCUUCGAAUGUCUGUCGCUUAUGCCGAGUAUCGUGCUGUGAUAGCAUACGUCUCUAUGAUGCCCAUGGUGAGGCAAACGAAAUCUAUGCCAUCACUAUAAAAUAUUUUCAGCCCAUGUUUUUAGAAGUUGAAACCGGUGCUUCAAAUCAACUGGCUGUCUUGUGUGCGGAAUGUUGGCAUCAUAUCUCCGGUUUUAAUAAUUUUCAACAGACUGUUCUGUUGUUGCACAUUAAUCUUAAUAAGGCGGCCCCAAGUGGUACCGAAACUUUUUCCCCAGUUCAUUCACACAUAAUGCCAAUAGUGAAAUGUGAACCUGAAACCAUUUCAAUACCAGACGAAGAUGAAUUUCAAGAUAUUGUAGACACAAGUGAAGUUGAAUCCAGCCAUUCCGAUGAGAUACAGUUAAUAGUUACGGACUGUGAAAACCCAGAUGAAACUAAUUUGAAUGCAAUUGCAUCGGAGAAACAACCCCAAAUAAUACCUGAAAAUCCCAAUUCCAAAACACCAACCUUUUGUAACGAACAAAUCACGGAUGUGGACGAAGUCGUCCAUGGCGACAUGGAUAGUGAAGAAAGUUGGGAUAUUGGUUCGAUUUCAAAAUCACAUGAGUCGGAAGCGCCUACAUCCACAGAGGAUGCUAAAAAUGAGGAGAUACCAAAGGAUACAUUUAAAAUCUCCGAUCAUAUUUAUCGACCCGUCAGAAUAAAUAAAUGUAUAUCGAAAAAAGUGGAUGAAGUCAUUGCCAGAUGGAUGCCAAACAUACCAUGCCGUCUGUGUUCCAUAACCUGUAAAACCUUCAAUGAACUGAGACAACAUUUUCAGACAAAUCAUCCCGACGAUGAAUUCUAUUCGGAAUGCUGUGGUAGAAAAUUUAAAUUCCGUUAUCGUAUGGAAGAACAUGCACUCGUUCACUUGGACCCGAAUGCUUUUAAGUGCACGCGUUGCCAUAAACUAUUAACGUCAAGAGCUAAAUUUUGGCAGCACUGUCUUCAAUAUCACAAGAAAAGUUGAUUUAAUGGAGAUAUGAAUCGGAAGAGGAAAGCUUUAAACAAAAUUAGAAGUCUAGGAUUUUUAAU